This is a messenger RNA of Scutellospora calospora, 679 nucleotides long. The record is from the annotation of a GenBank genome assembly. NCBI's taxonomy places the organism in Eukaryota, Fungi, Glomeromycota, Glomeromycetes, Diversisporales, Gigasporaceae.
UUUGGUAACAAAUAAAACGCCACAGUAUAGAAGUAAUGGUGGUACGGAUGCAGAGAAUUUGGCACUUCAAAAUGUGCAGGCUCGGUUAAGAAUGGUUCUUUCAUAUUUAUUUGCUCAACUUUUGCCCUGGGUGAGAAACAAGAAUGGAUCCUUACUUGUUCUUGGUAGUUCAAAUGUUGAUGAAUGCGCGGACAUAAACCCAAUUGGUGCUAUAAGCAAAACCGAUUUGCGUAAAUUUAUCAAUUACGCAAAAAAUACAUUCGAUAUUUCCGUGCUUGAUGAGUUCCUUAAGGCAACUCCAACAGCAGAACUUGAGCCAAUCACUCAUGAAUACGUUCAAUCUGAUGAGGUUGAUAUGGGUAUGACAUAUGAUGAGUUGUCAAUUUUUGGUAAAUUGCGCAAGAUUGAGCGUUGUGGGCCAUUUUCAAUGUUUUCGAAACUUGUUCAUGAAUGGGGAACAGAAUUAAGGCCGACAGAGGUUGCUUCAAAAGUCAAACGAUUCUUCUACUAUUAUUCUGUUAAUCGACAUAAAAUGACUACACUUACACCGUCAUAUCACGCUGAAGCAUAUAGUCCUGAUGAUAAUAGAUUUGAUUUAAGACCGUUUUUAUAUAACACAGCUUGGAGUUGGCAAUUUAAAAAGAUUGAUACACUCUCCAAGGAUAUGGAAGAGGAAUAA